Raphanus sativus (radish) is the source of this 1387-nucleotide messenger RNA. Its product is annotated as putative F-box protein At3g52320. The record is from RefSeq and is a predicted model, not a curated record. Gene Ontology annotation, molecular function: protein binding. The transcript has a single exon. The coding region runs from base 81 to 1346 and encodes 421 amino acids. Lineage: Eukaryota; Viridiplantae; Streptophyta; Magnoliopsida; Brassicales; Brassicaceae.
GGCCUUCCCUGAAGUACAUAUAUAUUUUUUAUCUAUCUAGUUUAGGGUUGUGUCAGAGAGUAGAUGUGUCCGAAACAACUAUGGGGUUGUCUUUCCGUCUAACCGCCGUGAAAGAGCUCAAGAAAAGGAAGAAGAAGUUGGAGGAAGUAGGAGCCAGGAGGUGCCGGAGAGGAGCCCCAGGCGUGGCCAUUCUUCAGAUCCCCGAAGAUUUGUUGACAGAAAUCUUGUUGAGAUUGCCGGCGAAAUCGCUGAUGAGGUUAAAGUGCGUGUCAAAGCUCUGGUCUUCCCUCAUCUCCUCCCGCCGUUUCACCAACCUUUUCCUCAAGACUCGGCAACAACGGCGUCUGUUUAUGCAUCUUGUGAACAAGGAAAACCAUUCCGAGUUUGCCUUGUUCUCAUCAUCAUCGCCGAAUCCUUACUCAGACAGAGCUGUCUCUGUACUCAAACGAGAUCUAAACAUGCCGUGGAUGCUGGGAGGCGAGUUCGUGAGUGCUCUCCGUGGCCUGCUUUGUGUCAGAGUCCAGGGAAGAUUGCUUAUCUGUAACCUCACCACCAAGCAGCUCGUGGAGUUGCCCACCAUUAUAAGAAGAACAAGACUAGGGGGGGUUUUACCUAAUAAUGAUAACAACGUGUGGGACUAUUUCUGCCACGACCCUGUUCACGAUGAGUACAAAGCGCUUAACAUAGUUUGGGAGGAGAGCAAGGAAGAAGGUAAAGUUGUUAGAUCCGAGCAUCAUGUAUUGGUACUUGGUCCUGGAGUUUCAUGGAGAUGCAUUCAAAGCAGCACCGCCAUUCCUCCUCAUCGUCCUUGCUCACAAGGUAUCUCCAUCAACGGUGUUUUGUAUUAUGGAGCUUGUAUUGAUAAUAACAAUACUUCUGUGGUUAUGAGUUUUGAUUUGAGGUCAGAAGAGUUCACUUUGAUAAAGUUACCCCUUGACGUAGUCAUGACCUCUAGUCCAAAUCUCAUGAACUACGGUGGGAAAAUAGCUGUUUUUGACUACUCCGUUUCUCUUCUUGCAACUAAUGGUACCGUGGACCUCUGGACAUUGGAGGAUGGUGGGAAAAGUAUCUGGUCAAACAAGAUGUCAUUAGUUUUGCCUGUUUCUCAAAUGAAUUUCGCUAGUAACAAUCACUUGAAGAUGCAAUCCACCACUCGCAGCGGUGAGGUUAGGUUGGCAAAGGCAACCAUCGUGUUUAACCAACAUGUAUUCUAUGUCACCUAUGAUUUCGAGAGGAAUAUGGUAACAUCAAGGUUUAAGUUAAAACCAUUAUCGGCCAGUAUUGGGACUUGCUUGCGGACGAAUUUUUGGGAUGAUACUGAGAGCAUUAUGUAUUUGGAAACCUGAAAACUUUAAUAUAUAUGACCUUUGCCCAUAUGUUUCUUUUA